Siniperca chuatsi (mandarin fish) is the source of this 2849-nucleotide messenger RNA. It is a transcript of the gene fads6, whose product is annotated as fatty acid desaturase 6. The record is from RefSeq and is a predicted model, not a curated record. Gene Ontology annotation, molecular function: oxidoreductase activity, acting on paired donors, with oxidation of a pair of donors resulting in the reduction of molecular oxygen to two molecules of water. Bases 417 to 1568 code for a protein of 383 amino acids. Gene Ontology annotation, biological process: lipid metabolic process. The transcript is spliced from 6 exons. Gene Ontology annotation, cellular component: membrane. Lineage: Eukaryota; Metazoa; Chordata; Actinopteri; Centrarchiformes; Sinipercidae.
GAGACAUCAGAGAGGAGGGAGAAGUCGGCUCUCAGCUGAGCAGCCGUAGUUUUGUGUAGCUGCCAGUGUGAGGAUUUUUGGCUCCAUCGCGUUACAGGGCAGCCUUACAUCUUCGGGCAGUGGGACAAUAAAUUCCACUGCUGCUGGACUGCACCAGGAGUCAGCUGACGGGGAAAAACAGAGAGGAAGCAGUGUAAGAGAGAUGAGAAGGUAGGAGAGGAGGGGAGGAUCUUGAAGCAGCAGGAAAGGGGCUGGGCUUUGCUGACAAUGCCUCUCGCCAGUAAGGACUACAGCAACGCUCACGCUGACCUGUGGACUUUGUGCUCAGGGUUCAGCGUUUAGCGCUGGCUGCUUGCAAGAGGCCACACACCGCAUGGUGACUUUUUCUUGAGCCGGUCAUCAGCAGAGGAGCUGCCAUGCAGAAUGUACCGGAGGAGUGGAGGGAAGAACGGGAUGAGAGAGCAGGAGGUGGGAGGAUGGGGGAGAUGUCAGUCAAGAGGAAAGGGGAUUCAGAAUACAGUGAAGAGAUGAAGGGAGAGUGGAAGAAGAAUGGAGGCACAGGUGGUGACGAGCCGGAGAAAGAGUCACUGAUGAUGGAGCUGACAAGGCUGGUGCAGAAGAUGGUGAAAGAAAGCAGCUGGUGGGAGAGGAGGGGGAUCGACUGCAGCAUCCUGGCAGCAGCAUUCCUCUGUUUGCCACCUGCCUUCCUGCUGCUGAGCUCCUCUCAGAUCCUGUGGUUUUCAGCGGGCAUGCUGCUGAUGGGUGUGGCUCAUGCUGUCAUCACCAUCAAAGGGACACAUCUGGCCAGCCACGGGGCGCUGAGUGAGUCGCAGGCCUGGGGAAAGUUCUGGGCCGUCUUCUUCAUUGAGAUUUGUGGUUCAUUCUCAGCGCAAGUCGGUGUUCAGGGCCACAUUAAGAUGCAUCAUGCUCAUACUAAUGUCAUUGGACUCGGGGACUCCAGCGUAUGGAAGGUCCCCUUCCUGCCUCGCACUGUCUACCUGUUCAUAGCUCCCCUGGCCAUGCCUAUCAUCACGCCACUUGUUGCACUCGCUCACCUCAAAGGACACUCUUUGGCUCUCGUCGUUAGGACCAUCCUGAUGGUAACACUGGGCCUGUAUUCACAGUACUGGCUGCUGAUCCACGUCUCCGGGUUCCUGUCAGCUCACAGCGCUUUGCUCUGCAUGCUUGUAUGCAGAGCAAUGUUCACUGUGCCGUAUAUCCAUGUCAACAUUUUCCAGCACAUUGGCCUCCACAUGUUCUCUCCGACCCGCCGACCAAAGAGGAUCUACCAGAUGACCCACGGGGUCCUGAACCUGCCGCGUAACCCCCUGCUGGACUGGAUUUUUGGACACUCACUUAUUAACUGCCAUGUGGAGCACCAUCUCUUCCCCUUCCUGUCUGAUAACAUGUGUUUAAAGGUGAAGCCUGUUGUGUCCAAGUAUCUGACUGAAAAGCAGCUUCCAUACCAGGAGGACAGCUACCUCUCCCGCCUGCACCUUUUCUUCCACAAAUACCAGGAACUGAUGGUGUUUGCCCCGCCGAUCACAGAGCUGGUGGGAGUGCAGUGAUGAAGAAGCAGUAAAGGAGAAAAACUCUUCAGACUAAUGACUGCUGCUGCUGAAAAGCACAAGCUUCAGUGUUUAAGUGCAUUUGACGUGUUACAGCCUCCACAGUACAGGUUUGAAUAGUCUCUAACAUACAGAAUUUUAAUCAAUAACACAUCAACACAUUAAAGAUGUAUGUAGUUUGCUUUGAUAUUAGGAGCUAAAUUCUCGUGAUUGAUUAAAUGAAUGAAUAUCCUACACUUUUAAUUUUAAAUUUAAUACAUACACAUAAUACAAUUUAAUACAUAGCACAAAGAUAAGCGCACAACCAAAAGCUGACUUGAUUGGGUUUAAUUGGUGCUGCAUUAAAAGUCACAGUGGGAGAUUAAUCACAGCUUUUGAACUGACCUGGGGUCUGUCUCAUGAAGAAAAUUCAACUUAGUGAGGCUCUCUUCGAGGUAUCUGCUGGUCCUGGAUAACUGGUUUCACAAAGAUGGUAACCAACCGCCUCCUAUAACUCUGGAUUUAACAGUAACAUGCAACAUCAAGAGAUUCAGAGGAUCAUAUUUUAUGAGAUAUGAAGAAAUUGUUUAUUCCCAGUGGGAAAGUCAUUCACUGCAGCAGGAAAAAAUAAGAAUUCACGAAGGUAAAAGUUACAGAAACUAAGCACAACAGUUGAAUAUAAAAAAACAGCAAUAGCUACUAAAUGUGAUAUAAAUUACUGUAAAUUUACAGUAUCUUAUGGGCUUUAAUACACUUUUUUAGUACAGUAAGUAUAAUUUAUUGACAUUCUUCAGAGCUAAAAAUCAAACCAAUCAAAAUAUUGUGCUUUAAUGCUGAAAACGUGUGUUUUCGUGGUCGUCAUGAAUAGUAACAUAAUAUAUAACCUUUAAAGGAAUAGUUCAGAGGUUUUUUCAGAUUUGUUUCUCCCUGCGUCUGGUCUAUACGUUAAGCUAGGCUAAUCACAGCCUGGCUCCAGCUCAAAAUGUCAAACUAUUCCUCGUAACAGUAUUUGUUUUGGAUGUAGAGAGCAGCACUGCAGACUUUUACUGAACUGAAAAAUACUGAACAAAACUAGGUAACUGGUAACUAACGCUGCAGCUGGCUAACCCACUGAUCCUGCUUUGUGAGACAGGUCCCUGUUUCCGUAGUGACAGAUGAUGGUGCUGUUGUUGUCAAUACACACGUUUAAUUCGCUGUAUCCUCAUCUCAAAGGCACAUCCGUGACUGCACUGUAGCUACAGUACAUAAGGAGAGGUGUCUCUGUGUGUUUUUCUAAUAAUAAAUUUUAACAUUUAAUUUUCA